Spirometra erinaceieuropaei is the source of this 390-nucleotide messenger RNA. Lineage: Eukaryota; Metazoa; Platyhelminthes; Cestoda; Diphyllobothriidea; Diphyllobothriidae. The record is from the annotation of a GenBank genome assembly.
AUGCGGAAGAUGAGGGAUAUCGGCACCCUGUCCGCCGACAAGGGACGCUCGACGGUUUUUAUGGACAAGACCGAGUACACGGCGAAACUGGAAGGUCUGUUGGAGGACGAAGUUGCCUAUAAUCUUUCGGAGACUGUUGAGUUCAAGAACCACGUGAACAGUGUAAACACAGCGACAGGCAAGUUAAGAAUGUCAUGGGCUCUCAAGAGACAGGAAGCACUGGCCGCAAAAGCCACCGACACCGCCAUGGUGUGUUUCUACGGUCUGCCAAAAAUGCAUAAACCGGGAGUACCUCUACGUCCCAUAAUCUCCUUUCGCGGCACUCCGACCUCUGGACUGUCGAAAUGGCUUUACAAACGAUUUUGUUUCCUGACUGAGGAUUCCGAAUGA